AUGGCCUACUACCACCGUCCCAAUGGGCACCAUCUGCGCCGGGUGUCUCCGCCCCCAGCCGAGCAGCCUUGCAAACUCUUCCUCUUCAACCUGGCCAAGUGCGUGACGGACAGUGACCUCAGGCCCUUGUUUGCACCGUUCAAGCCCCAGUAUGCCAAGGUGGCGCUCGGCAAGAAGGGACAGUCCAGGCGUUUUGGCUUCGCCUUGUUCGAAACGCAAGACCAGGCUGAUGCUGCGCAGAGUGCACUCCAGAGACGACUACCCACGCCCAAAUCGAGGUAUCUUGCCUCUGACCGCUCAGGGAAUGCCUACUGCCCCAACACUCGCAAGCCUCCCAUGGUCAUGGACGUGAGCGACAUGUCGCAGCCCAGAAGGCCUGCUCACCAGGACGACCAGGAAAACCUGGAGUGGAGGAGCAAGGCUGACAGGCUCCCGGCGUACGAGCAGCGCUCACGUCUCAGCCUGAUGCCCCGUGCCCCACAUGCGUUCGGACAGGUCCUGAGCGGCGCCCUUGUGCGUGUCCUGGACCAUGGCCGCUACCGCCUGCGCAUCGUGGAUGAAGUGACGUUUGAUGCCAGAGGGAAGAUAGUGCUCGUCCUCAAUUUCGUCCUGGCCGGCACCGUGAGCAACACCAACUGUCUCCAGUCUGAUGACUGUGGCAAGGAGGAACUUGCCGAGCUGAUCAGCUCGCUGCAUUCCCUGGGGCGUACCAUCACAGUUCACGACAUGGCUGCCACCAUGUGGCGCCUGUCGGCUGCACGUGCCUGGUGGGACGUCAUGACGAUCAACGGCAUGCUGUCAGUGGACGCAGUGGAUCGCCUGCCGGAGCUGGUGGCGCUGCUGAACCAGCAUGAUGGGCCGCACACCUGCUAUGACCUCGUUGAGGCUGCAGGCGUGGCACAUGGGGUGCAGGACAGCCACCAGGGCGAGAACACCUGGAAGGAGGAGCCCAGCGCAUCGGGGCCCUCGAGAGACAGCGGGCCGACGCCCGACUCCGCAUCCGAUCCUGGGUCCAAAGCUUCCUUGACGCCCAAGCCCUCAGACAUGGCGCCGGUGCCCCGCCAGCUGUUCGGCUCUCCCAAGCAUGGCCUCGUGGGCACGGAGGUCAGCAGCCCAUUCCAUGGGCCUACCCUCACCCCGGCCUGA
Messenger RNA from Auxenochlorella protothecoides, 1146 nucleotides. RefSeq lists its product as hypothetical. The transcript has 9 exons. Gene Ontology annotation, molecular function: RNA binding. The coding region runs from base 1 to 1146 and encodes 381 amino acids. NCBI's taxonomy places the organism in Eukaryota, Viridiplantae, Chlorophyta, Trebouxiophyceae, Chlorellales, Chlorellaceae. The record is from RefSeq and is a predicted model, not a curated record.